Culicoides brevitarsis is the source of this 2186-nucleotide messenger RNA. RefSeq names its product protein disulfide-isomerase (gene Pdi). The transcript has 2 exons. Gene Ontology annotation, biological process: response to endoplasmic reticulum stress; protein folding. Gene Ontology annotation, molecular function: protein disulfide isomerase activity. The record is from RefSeq and is a predicted model, not a curated record. The coding region runs from base 126 to 1634 and encodes 502 amino acids. NCBI's taxonomy places the organism in Eukaryota, Metazoa, Arthropoda, Insecta, Diptera, Ceratopogonidae. Gene Ontology annotation, cellular component: endoplasmic reticulum.
CAUUCUCGCAGCAGCAUCAGAGACAAAAGCUUCGUGUCUCUUGUAUUUCCAUUUAUUCCACAGUUGAUAUUCGCAUCGAAUCGAGCUAAUUGUUCUCGUGCAUAAAGUGACUAACUUACCAAACAAUGAAAGUGCUAGUUUUCGUGCUAUUUACGGUCUUUUGUGCCGGGCAAUUGGCCACCGCUGACGACGACAUUAAACUCGACGAGGGAGUGCUCGUUCUGACAAAGGGAAACUUCCAAAAAGCCAUUACCGACAACGAAUUCAUCUUGGUUGAGUUCUAUGCACCAUGGUGCGGACAUUGCAAAGCCCUCGCUCCCGAAUACGUGAAAGCAGCCAAACUCUUGAGUGAUCAAGACUCCAAAAUUAAAUUGGGUAAAGUUGAUGCCACCGAAGAAGGUGAACUCGCUGAGCAAUUUGGCGUUCGUGGAUAUCCAACAUUGAAAUUCUUCCGCAACGGAAACCCCGUCGAAUACAAUGGCGGUCGUCAAGCUGAUGACAUCGUUGGAUGGUUGAACAAAAAAACUGGCCCACCAGCCAAGGAAUUGAACACUGUCGAAGAAGCGGAAGCCAUGUUGGCCGAUAACCAAGUUGUUGUUGUUGGAUUCUUCAAGGAUCGCGAAUCUGCUGAAGCUAAGGCCUUCUUGGGAGCUGCUUCCGCUGUCGAUGAUCAACCCUUCGCCAUCACAAGCAACGAAGAUGUCUACAAGAAAUACGAUGCCAAGUGCGGAUCUGUCGUUUUGUUCAAGAAAUUCGACGAAGGAAAGGCCGUUUUUGAGGGAGAAGCUACCGAAGAAGCUGUCAAGAAAUUCGUUGCUACACAAUCGCUUCCAUUGGUCAUCGAUUUCAAUCAUGAUUCUGCUCAAAAGAUCUUUGGCGGCGAAAUCAAGAGUCACUUGUUGAUGUUCUUGUCCAAAGAAGCCGGUCACAUGGAGAAAUACACUGAAGUUGCACGCAAAGUCGCCAAGGAUUACCGCAACCAAGUGUUGUUCGUGAGCAUCAAUGCCGACGAGGAAGACCAUCAACGUAUCUUGGAAUUCUUCGGCAUGAAGAAAGAAGAAGUGCCUUCCAUGCGUCUCAUUAAACUCGAAGAAGACAUGGCAAAAUACAAGCCCGAAAAAGCCGAUCUCACCGAAGAAAACAUCAAAUCGUUCGUCGAAAAAUUCUUGAAGAACGAAUUGAAGCAACACUUGCUCAGCCAAGAAUUGCCCGAAGACUGGGACAAACAACCCGUCAAAGUGCUCGUUGCCACAAACUUCGAUGAAGUCGUUUUCAACAAAGACAAGGAUGUUUUGGUUGAAUUCUAUGCUCCAUGGUGCGGACACUGCAAACAAUUGGUACCCAUCUACGAUGAGCUCGCCGAAAAGUACAAGGAUAACGAAAAUAUCGUCAUUGCCAAAAUCGAUGCGACUGCCAACGAAUUGGAACACACCAAAAUCACGUCGUUCCCCACUCUUAAAUUCUACCGCAAGGGCGACAAUCAAGUCGUUGACUACACUGGCGAACGUACCGUCGAAGGUUUCAGCAAAUUCCUCGAUGCUGGCGGCGUUGAUGCCUCUGCUGGCGUUCCCGAUGUCGAAGAAGUGAACAUCGAUGAAGCCGACGAAGACAAAGCCAAGAAGGAUGAACUGUAAAUGCAAACACAAAAACACACACAAAACACCUGUUGUACGCUUAAGAUAACAAAAAACACAAAAUAACAUCUCCGUUUUAAGAGUAAAUAGUUCCAUCCCUCCCCCUCCUUGCCCCCUUAGAAACCCCCCUCAAAACACCCGGUCCUUAAUUUUAUAUUAAAGAAUACAAAAAGUAAACGGUUAAGAGUGACAGAAGCAUGAACUGCGCGCGAGUUAGACUCACGUUCCCGAAAAAACAAAAUUUUUUUACUAAAAAACGCAUUUAUUCAAUUGUGAUUCGCCUGAUUUUCAAAAAAAAAAAAAAAGAUGUGUAUUGUAACUAACCACCUUCCUUUUGUAAAAUUUAAUUGAUGUUACAUUAACAUUAGAGAUAAAAAAAAUUUUUAGCAUUUUUUUCUUAUUAAAUAUUAUUAAUUUUCAACGAAUUUUUUAGUAGUACUCACUUAGAGACUCAAAUUGCACACAUCCUUAACUUACUUCUCUUAGUUUUAGUCGUCGUUUCAAAUUUUUUUUUUAUAUCAAGACAUUCCGUCUAAAAAUUUUCCGUAAAAA